CUUUUGUUUUGCUUUGUCUACUGUGGAGAGGAGAGGCGGCCAUGGGUGCGUUUUGGGGAACACGGGUGAUGGAGAUUGUGAAGAAGCAUGAUUCCGGUGGGCUCAUUUGGAAGAGAAUCAAGCUUACCUCUACUCGUAAAGCCAAUGCCAAAACCCGCCUCCGUCGCGUUUGGCAGAAUGAAGCUGUUCUAAGGGCGUGUGGUACAUCAGAUGCAUCGGGAUUUAGCAAGGGAGAAAGCUGUACCAGUGCGGCUAAAAAAUGAGUAAGGCGCGGAAGAUAAGCCUCUAGUAAUUUACAAUGGUAGAUGAAGUCUCCUUCUUGACAUGGUUCAACAAAAAUAAAAUAUGAACAUUUUGUUGUUGGGUUAUUGUUUCUACAUGUUGAGUCGUCUGCUACGAGUAAAGAUUUUUGAAGAGUAAUGGUGGCUUUCUUUUAUUAUUGUCAUUUAAGAUUUUUUUUGUCAGCUACUCCGAUACUUGUCUUUGCAACGAGCACGCACCAACUUGGUUAAUCCUUAACCACGUUGUUUAUUUA
Messenger RNA from Brassica oleracea var. oleracea, 535 nucleotides. RefSeq lists its product as uncharacterized. NCBI's taxonomy places the organism in Eukaryota, Viridiplantae, Streptophyta, Magnoliopsida, Brassicales, Brassicaceae. The transcript is spliced from 2 exons. The record is from RefSeq and is a predicted model, not a curated record. Bases 42 to 263 code for a protein of 73 amino acids.